UUGUUAUGGUGUUUGGAGAAAAUUAGCGUGAGCUAUGAACAUUUUGCAGUUAUUAUUGGCGAGUGUGUUGUCUCAAUGUAAAAUAUUACGCGAACACGCUACGUGACAGCUGACAGCAGUAUGCAUGAGGCGACGACCGGUGGUCAGGUAUUAUUUACGGGGGGUUUUUUUGUUGUGUUUUGUUGUAGUUAGCUAGCUAGCGGGCUAACUUUAGUGAACCAAAGAGCUUCAGUGCUGGUUCCUCCCUGACUCAACUUUGUCAGCUAUUGGCACACACGUUUGAUGCGGUCAGAUCACACACACAAAUAGAUAUUUCAGUGAAUUCACACUAGGUUAUCAUUUUGUUUAUCGCGUUUAAAGCUAGAAACUAAAGCUGAAUUUGAGCCGCCCGUCUGACUGAGGACAAACAAAACUGACAGAUUUGGGGUAGCUCCUUGGCAAAAAAAAAAAAAUCUCGCUAGCUUGAAGUUGGGCAUCAUGGCAGAAGACAUACGACAGAACAAGAUAGCCAACUUCUCUGGUUUGGCAGAAAACAGCAAUGGAGUAACAAAAACCCCAGCCGCAAUGGCUUCCAAAACCGGUGCUUCAAAGAAAUUGGUCAUUAAGAACUUCAAAGACAGACCCAAGAUGACAGAAACCUACACUGAAGACACAUGGCUGAAGUUGCGGGAUGCCGUUGGUGCCAUUCAGAAUAGCACAUCAAUCAAGUACAACUUGGAGGAGCUGUAUCAGGCAGUGGAGAAUCUUUGCUCUUACAAGGUUUCACCCAUGUUAUACAAACAACUCCGUCAAGUGUGUGAAGAUCAUGUCCGAGCUCAAAUUCAGCAGUUUAAAGAAGACUCACUGGACAAUCUAUCUUUCUUGAAGAGGAUGAACAGGUGCUGGCAGGACCACUGCAGACAAACAAUCAUGAUUCGUAGCAUUUUCCUUUUUCUGGAUCGCACAUACGUACUCCAGAACUCCCUACUGCCCUCCAUCUGGGACACAGGGCUGGAGCUGUUCCGGACACACAUUGUGAGCGAUGGUGUGGUGCAGAAUCGUACAGUGGAAGGGAUUCUUGAGCAAAUCGAGCAAGAGCGCAAUGGUGAGACUGUGGACCGGAGCCUCCUGCGCAGCCUGCUGGGCAUGCUCUCAGACCUGCAGGUGUACAAGGAGUCAUUUGAACAAAGGUUUCUAAUGGAGACCAAUUGCCUGUAUGCUGCAGAAGGACAAAGACUGAUGUUGGAGAGGGACGUGAGUGUCCCUGAAUACCUGCAUCAUGUAGCACGACGGCUGGAGGAGGAGAAUGAUCGCGUCAUUAGUUACCUAGAUCAGAGCACUCAGAAGCCGCUGAUCUCUGCAAUAGAGAAGCAACUUUUGGGUGAACACAUGACUGCCAUAUUACAGAAAGGCCUUAGCACUCUGUUGGAUGAGAAUCGCGUGACAGAGUUGACUCUGCUGUACCAGCUCUUUAGUAAGGUGAAGGGAGGGCUGCCUGUACUACUGCAGUUCUGGAGAGAUUACAUCAAGGUAGAGAGCUUCGGCGGCGAGGUGGUGGGUUCUCCAGAGAAGGACAAAGACAUGGUACAGGAGCUGCUGGACUUCAAGGACAAGAUGGACCAUGUGGCACAGCGCUGCUUCCAGCGCAACGAGACCUUCAUCAAUGCCAUGAAGGAGGCCUUCGAGAGCUUCAUCAACAAGAGGCCUAACAAGCCAGCCGAGCUCAUUGCCAAAUAUGUGGACUCCAAACUGCGAGCUGGAAACAAAGAAGCUACAGAGGAGGAACUAGAGAGAAUCCUUGACAAGAUAAUGAUCAUUUUCCGUUUUAUCCACGGCAAGGACGUGUUUGAAGCCUUCUACAAGAAGGACCUAGCAAAGCGCCUGCUGGUGGGCAAGAGUGCCUCUGUGGAUGCAGAGAAGUCCAUGCUGUCCAAACUCAAGCACGAGUGUGGUGCGGCCUUCACCAGCAAGCUCGAAGGCAUGUUCAAAGACAUGGAGCUCUCUAAAGACAUCAUGAUCCAGUUCAAACAGUAUAUGCAGAACCAGAGUGAACCCAGCAACAUAGAGCUCACUGUCAACAUCCUCACCAUGGGCUACUGGCCCACCUAUACGCCUAUGGAAGUCCACCUGCCCACAGAGAUGGUGAAGCUCCAGGAGGUGUUCAAGAUGUUCUAUCUGGGGAAGCACAGUGGACGGAAGCUCCAGUGGCAGCCCACACUGGGUCACGCGGUCCUCAAGGCUGAGUUUAAGGAGGGUAAAAAGGAGCUGCAGGUGUCCUUAUUCCAGACUCUUGUCUUGCUCAUGUUCAACGAAGGGGAGGAGUUUACAGUAGAAGAGAUCCACACAGCUACUGGGAUAGAGGAUGGUGAGCUGCGACGUACUUUGCAAUCCCUGGCCUGUGGGAAAGCACGCGUACUGAAUAAGAAUCCCCGAGGGAAAGACGUGGAGGACGGAGACCGCUUCAACUUCAACAAUGACUUCAAACACAAACUGUUCCGUAUCAAAAUCAACCAGAUUCAGAUGAAGGAGACGGUGGAGGAACAGGUGAGCACCACAGAGCGAGUGUUCCAGGACAGGCAGUACCAGAUUGAUGCUGCGGUGGUAAGGAUCAUGAAGAUGAGGAAGACCCUCAGCCACAACCUGCUGGUGUCAGAACUCUACAACCAGCUCAAGUUCCCAGUCAAGCCAGGAGACCUGAAGAAGCGCAUCGAGUCCCUCAUCGACCGCGACUACAUGGAGCGAGACAAAGAGAGCCCCAAUCAGUACCACUACGUGGCCUGAGCUCCGCCCCCUACCGUCCAGCUGCGUGCUGGCCAACCCCUUGGACAUGCUGUUCAGCUGGGCCAUGAGUCCCUGCUUUACCUCCUCUCCCCACCGCACACAACAGGGCUUCUCCUCCUGAUGGGCCCCGGAACUGCCUAGAACCCACUUUUCAGUUAACCCCCAUGCCCUGUUUGAGUGAACUGGGCUGGUGUUGGGGAAGUACUGAAUUUUGGAGCGCUCGGGUUAAGGGGCGACUCUUGGAGGACUGAGAGAGGCGAGUGCUGAGCUGAUGAUUCCCACAAAUAAGCACUUUUUCUUCUUCCGCCUCACUUUUUUUUUUUUUUUUUUUUUGAGUUUUGGUUGCGAUUCGUGUGUGAUCAGUCUGUUCUAUGCUAGAUGUUUUAUGUUGAGUAGCUCUCUAUUUCUCUCAUUCUCUUUCUUUAAACUCAUAGUUGAGUUGUUGGUUCUGACUGCGCAUCUGUCAUUUUGCUACUAGAAAACAGGACAGUGUUACUUCAGUUGUGCAGAUUCUUUUACUAAUGGCAGCAGGUCCUGUUAGCUUCAGGGUUUCAAUUCUCUCUCAGGCUAUGGAAAUCUGUGGAAAAUAAGCAUUUUACACACUAACACACAAGCAUACGCUGAGAAGUGUGACUCUACAAGAUGACAUUCUCUAGGUUUCACCAAAUGAAAUGAUAAAAGAAAAAAGUGACAAAAAGGUGUGCGAUUCUUUGUUACGGCUCAACAAGGCACCUUUCUGUGUGUGUUUCUGUUACGGAUGUGUGUGUGUGUAUCUGCGUGUUAGGUUUGUUUUCUUCUAAUUCACCACUAAAUAUGCUGACCGACAUCUCUGGAUCAUCAGAUUUUGUAGGCCAGGGUAUUAUAUUAUUUGUAUGUGCAAAAACAUAUCAAACUAUUAAAUCAUUUAAUUAGAAUAUCCUGACUCUAGGUGUGACAAAGUAGAGCAUCUGUGUGAGUGUGUGGGGAUCUAUUAGGAAGCAUAUUGCACAAAAAAUAUAUAUCAAUUUUCUUUCUGACUUUCAGAAUUUACCAAUAGUCUGGCAGUUAUUCAAAGUUUGCAGGGUGUGAAGGCAAAAACUAGGAUGUAAUGCAUUAUGGAGGUUUGCUUGGUUUGUUUAAUCAGAGCAUUACUUUCUACAUAGCUAUGUGAAACACUCACAAACAGGGAGGGCUAAUAUUUUAUUCAAAGCUUGCUGUUUUCCUUCUCCCAGUGAAAACAUGCCCAAAUGUGUCCUCAGGACUCCCAGCACCAAGUGGCACAUACCACAACUGGGACUCAAAUCUGGAUCCCAACUGUGGGGUGCACCUUAGCUGUGCUAAGCAGUGGUUUUGACAUCUGCAUGCUGUACACAGUACUAUUAUAAUUCAUAUUACAAUAGUACUGUGUUCUUAGUAGACCGGGCUUCUAUUCUGGUCAGACUAAUUUAAUUUCCUAUCCUGGAUUAGGGAGCAAUUGCUUAAAUAAACAUACCAAGGGAAGGACCACAGCAAAAUGAACAAAGGCCUGUAGGUGUCUCAUAUAGUUGUGAAAUGGUUUUCUAAAGUUUUUAUGAUUUAACACUUGCAGAUCAAUUGCAAAAACGGAUCCUGGUAUGGCAGACUAACCACUUAUCUCUAAACACGUGCCAAGAUUAAAAAUAUUUAAGCAA
This is a messenger RNA of Electrophorus electricus (electric eel), 4409 nucleotides long. The record is from RefSeq and is a predicted model, not a curated record. NCBI's taxonomy places the organism in Eukaryota, Metazoa, Chordata, Actinopteri, Gymnotiformes, Gymnotidae.